UCCGCCUUACAGGGCGCUUGAGGAUAAGGCCUCUUCCUGGUUCAUCCGCGCCGCGCAGGCGCACGCCCACGCAGCGUCUAGACUACCCCUCCGAGAGUCCCGUCUCCUAGUAACCAGCCGCUAUCCCCUUUUCCAAGACUUUUUCCUUACUCCCUGGGGGCGGCGGCCGCACCUGAGUGGAAUGCGCAUGCGCGGGGCUCCAUUCCCUCCGGCUGCCUUCAGUUAGCUCUGGGACACCUGCUGCUUUGCUGCCGCUCUUUUGUGCUAUUUUCCCCAAGGAUCGGGUACCAUUCUGGACCCACGUUCAGUGAAUUCGUUACUCCGCAGAGUUGCUCUUGGGCGCUGGGAGGGUGGUGCGCUCUCGGUCCGCAGUCGGGGCCUGUUUGCGUGGAGCCUCCCGGGUCGGGUGCUGCUGCUUGCAGCCUCGGGGGAGAGACCGUCCUGUUGCGAUGAAAUAAACUAGGUUUUCAUAGCUGUUCUCUGAUGAUCUUGAUAUAGUAUUCGCCUGUGUCUUUCAAAAGUAAUCUCAUAUUUCAAGAGACUAACGCUUCCUGUUUUUGCCAGCAGUCAAGUUGAAGAAACGUCUCCACUACUUAAAGAGGGACCUGCAAACUAUUUCUAUUCAGCUGUCCCAAUGGGAUUUUCUCUUAGUAAAUCUGCUACUCAGGUAUCUGCUAUGCGUAUGGAUUCAAAAGUGCAUGAUCACUUAAUGCAAGGGACUGAGAAAAGCAAAUUGGAACCAGUGACUCAGUUAUUUCAAAACACCAAGAAAAUAAGAUUAGAAGACACAAACCAAGAAAACUUUACAAGGAGCAAAGAUACUGGCACAGGAUCUCUUUCGGAGAAAGCCUUGGGUUCAGUGGUGUAUGUUAAAGAAAGUGAUGGAAUAGAAAUGAUAGAUGUGGAAUGAAGUUAUUUGUGUAUGUUACCAAAGAAACCAAAAAUUGGUUUUGACUAAGAGGGCCUGUUGAAUGAGAACGUAACCUUAUUAUGAAAACCUAACAAAAUGAAGGAAGACGAUUGCUUAUUUUUCACUAUUUAUGAAUCACUGUGGAUUGCACUUUUUGAUGAUACAUAUUCAGAAAAGUUGCUUUAGAGAGAAGAAGCUUUCCAAAAUUCAAAGAAGAUUUCUCUGGUAUUACAUUCUGUCCUUGUCAAAAAAUCAGAGUUUUUGUGUAACAGUAUUUAAAUGGCACCAAAACAUUUUAAUUAUAAUGUAUUUCUCUAACAAGUGAUCAAAAACCCAAAAAACAGUGCCCAAACAAUUUGACAUCAGUAUUUCACAUGAUUUCUGGUGUACUGAUUUUGUAUGUUGAAAUUCCAGUUAGGGAUUUUGCUUUAGAAUACUUUAUCUUAUUGCAUUUUUUCAUGUCUGUUCUGUUAAAGAUCACUGGCAGCUAAACUCAAAGACCAGUAAAUUAUGUACCUUGAGAAGCAUUUCACAUUUCAAAUCAUCCUUUUAAAACUUUUUUUUCACCCACGUGGAAUUCAUUUCAGAGUUCACAAAAUAGUUUUUUCUAAGUGUAAUAAUUUAUCUUGCAGAUGUUACCAUUUUA
Molecule: messenger RNA, 1556 nt
Organism: Lagenorhynchus albirostris (white-beaked dolphin)
Lineage: Eukaryota; Metazoa; Chordata; Mammalia; Artiodactyla; Delphinidae
Gene: C13H2orf15
Product: chromosome 13 C2orf15 homolog
Exons: 3
Coding region: 635-910 (91 amino acids)
Source: RefSeq, a predicted model, not a curated record